AUGUGUGAGGAAGAUGAUUUGAAUGCUAAAAUUGCUAGCUUGCAUAGGAAAGUUGAUGUUAUUCAGAAACCAAAUGUAGUUAAGGUAGCUGACUCGGUAGAACAUGCUUGUGGUAUUUGCGAAAGUCUGGAACACUACACUAAGGAUUGUCCUACGAUCCCAGCAUUUCAAGAAGUGUUACAUGACCAAGAAAAUGCCAUGAAUACAUACAAAAGACCUUUUAGCUCACCUUAUUCAGAAACAUAUAAUCCUAAUUGGCGAAAUCACCCUAAUUUCAGUUGGAGAAAUGGUCCUACUAUGAAUGAUGUUAAUGUUCCUCAAGGGUCUUCAUCUAGUAAUCCUUAUGUGCCACCUCAUAAGAAGACUCUUGAGGAUACUUUACAAACUUUUAUGCAGGGAAAGACUCAAAUAAAUCAGAAUAUUUUGCAGACAUUAGAUGAGCGUAAAACUAGCACAGGACGUAUUGAAUCACGUCUCAAUAUUAGAGAGAAAGGGACAUUGCCUGCCCAAACUCAACCUGACCCGAAAGACCAGUAUGAAGCUAAUAUUGAACAAGAUAAGGUUGUUACAAAACUUAGAAAUGGUAAGGUGAUAGAGACUCCAUUGAAGGUAAACGAACUUGAGAAGUCUCCAAAACCCAAGGGCGGUGACUCUCACAGUGAUACUGGAAAUGAAAAUUCUGAUGUUGAUAAGAAAAUGCAUGCUCCAUUUCCUCAUCGUUUUUUGUCUACUAAACCACCAACUGAUAAUAAGGAUAUUUUUGAUGUUUUCCAGCAGGUGAAAUUUAACAUUCAUCUCUUGAGUGUGAUUAAGCAAAUUCCAGCUUACGCCAAGUUCAUAAAGGAUCUUUGCACCGUUAAAAGGAAGCAAAAUGUGCAAAAGAAAACAUUCCUCAUGGAACAGGUAAGUGUUAUUCUUAAACACAACACUCCUUCCAAAUAUAAAGAUCUGGGAUGCCCUACUAUUUCUUGUAUAACAGGGAAUUUCGUGAUCAAACAAGCACUUUUGGAUUUGGGAGCUAGUGUAAACCUCCUACCAUUAUUGUUGUAUGAGCAGUUGGGAUAG
Papaver somniferum (opium poppy) is the source of this 1065-nucleotide messenger RNA. RefSeq lists its product as uncharacterized. The coding region runs from base 1 to 1065 and encodes 354 amino acids. The transcript has a single exon. The record is from RefSeq and is a predicted model, not a curated record. NCBI's taxonomy places the organism in Eukaryota, Viridiplantae, Streptophyta, Magnoliopsida, Ranunculales, Papaveraceae.